AUGGAAAUGAAAAGCUUGAUUGGCAAGUACAGGGUCUUGUCCGUCAACGGCAGGCCUGCACCGGCGGGUGUGACAGUGGAGUUCAAGCCCGGCGAGAACAGCGGAACCAUCCAAAUGCACGCGAAAGUGGCGAACUUCAUGAACGGCCAGUUGAAGCUCGGAAACCGCAAGCUGUCUGGUACUCUCGUGUCAACGAUGAUGUUGGGCAGCGACGACCUCAUGAAUAUCGAGAACGCCCUCAGCCAGGGAUUCAUGGACGGCAUGGCAUACACAGUGCAUGACGGAGGCAAGUUGACGCUGAAGUCUAACACACAUACCAUCAAGCUUGUUCCUGCGUAG
Leishmania mexicana MHOM/GT/2001/U1103 is the source of this 339-nucleotide messenger RNA. RefSeq lists its product as hypothetical. NCBI's taxonomy places the organism in Eukaryota, Euglenozoa, Kinetoplastea, Trypanosomatida, Trypanosomatidae. The transcript has a single exon. The record is from RefSeq and is a predicted model, not a curated record. The coding region runs from base 1 to 339 and encodes 112 amino acids.